Molecule: messenger RNA, 397 nt
Organism: Cheilinus undulatus (humphead wrasse)
Lineage: Eukaryota; Metazoa; Chordata; Actinopteri; Labriformes; Labridae
Product: kinesin heavy chain-like
Exons: 3
Coding region: 83-397 (104 amino acids)
Source: RefSeq, a predicted model, not a curated record
GGCUGACACACAAAUGUUUGUGUGGACAGAUGGAGUUGCUUUCUAGUGACAGUCAACCACAAAAUAAAUAGAUAUUUAAAAAAUGGGAACAUAUAAACGUUUGCAGGAAGUGAGCAGCACAAACAAACGGCACAUCUUUGUGCGGUCUGUGCAGCACCAGGCCAAGAUCAAGUCUCUGAUGGACUACAUGCAGAACGUGGAGCAGAAGAAGAGACAGCUGGAGGAGAGCCAGGACGCUCUGACCGCUAAGCUGCAGGCUCACGAGAAAAGACACGAGAUGUCAGGAGAGGAGAAGGACAUCUGCAGACACCAUGGGGACAUAAAGAAAACUCUGGAGAACCACAGAGAGGCUCACCACAAACAGCUGAGCCCACUGAUGUUGGGUGCUCCUAAAUAG